Molecule: messenger RNA, 1883 nt
Organism: Zea mays
Lineage: Eukaryota; Viridiplantae; Streptophyta; Magnoliopsida; Poales; Poaceae
Product: cellulase containing protein
Biological process (GO): polysaccharide catabolic process; establishment or maintenance of cell polarity; cell migration
Cellular component (GO): cytoplasm; actin cytoskeleton
Molecular function (GO): actin filament binding; hydrolase activity, hydrolyzing O-glycosyl compounds
Source: RefSeq, marked provisional
CGCCAGAGGCGACAGGCCAAUGGGUUUCCGCGGUGGUUUGAGGCCGCCCGUGACGCGCGUCUGCUUCGUCCUCCUGUGCCUGUGCGCCUCGUUGUCCGAAGCCAAGAGGACGCCGCAGCCUGCGCCUACUACGGGCAAGAAGCAGCAGCCACCGGCAGCGUCGUCGUCCCAGCAGAGCCCAGCGGUCUCGUAUCCGGCUCUCCCCGUCCGGGCGGUGUGCCUCGGCGGUUGGCUCGUCACCGAGGGCUGGAUUCUGCCCUCCCUCUUCGACGGCAUCCCCAACAAAGACCUCCUGGAUGGCACGCAGCUGCAGUUCAAGUCGGCGCUGCGGAAGACGUACCUGACCGCGGACAACGGCGGCGGCGGCGCCGUCGUGGCCAACCGCACGCAGGCCUCCGACUGGGAGACGUUCAAGCUGUGGAGGCUGAACGACACGACGUUCAACUUCCGCACGUCCGGCAACCAGUUCGUGGGCAUCGGCGCCAGCGACGGCAUCAUCGUCGCGACGGCCACCACGCCGGGCCUGCCGGAGACGUUCCAGAUAGUGCGGUGCCCCUUCGACAAGAACAGGGUCCGGAUCAAGGCGGCGAACGGCUACUUCGUCCAGGCGAUAGCGACCGGCGAAGUGAUAGCGGACUACGGCGAGCCCACGCGGUGGUCCGACUUCGACGCGUCAGUGUUCCUGAUGACCACCGUCGGGCAGCAGCUGCAAGGGGAGUACCAGCUCUGCAACGGCUACGGCGCCGACAAGGCCGCGCCGCUGCUGAGGGAGCAUUGGAGCACGUACAUAGUGGAGGACGACUUCAAGUUCUUUGCGUCGAGUGGGCUGACCGCAGUGAGGAUCCCCGUCGGAUGGUGGAUCGCCAGCGACCCCAGCCCGCCCGCUCCGUACGUCGGAGGCUCCCUCCAAGCCCUGGACAACGCCUUCAGAUGGGCAGAGAAGCACGAGCUGGGUGUCAUCGUCGACCUGCACGCAGCUCCCGGGUCGCAGAACCCCUGGGAGCACAGCUCGUCCCGAGACGGCACGCAGGAGUGGGGAACCACGGACGCCAGCAUCGCGCAGACGGUGCAGGUCAUAGAUUUCCUCGCGUCCAGGUACGCGACGAGCCCGAGGCUGCUGGCGGUGGAGCUGCUGAACGAGCCGCUGGCGCCUGGAGCGACCCUGGACAGCCUCACCAGGUACUACCGCGACGGGUACGCCGCCGUCCGGAAGCACGCGCCGGCGGCCUACGUGGUCAUGUCCAACCGCCUGUCGUCGGGGAACUCCACGGAGCUCCUCUGGUUCGCCGGCCGUGGGUUCCCGGGCGCCGUCGUCGACGUGCAUUACUACACCGUCUUCAACAGCUUGUUCGGUAACUUCACCGCGCAGCAGAACAUCGACUUCGUCCGGACUAACUUCUCCGGCGAGCUCGCCGCCGUCACCACCCGAGAUGGCCCGCUCACCUUCGUCGGCGAGUGGGUUGCGGAGUGGAAGGUGCCGAACGCGACCAAGGAGGAAUACCAGAAGUACGCAGCGGCGCAGAUGAACGUGUAUGGACAGGCCACGUUUGGGUGGGCCUAUUGGACGGCCAAGAAUGCCAACAACCAUUGGGAUCUCGAGUGGAUGAUUAGAAAUGGAUACAUCUCGUUGAAAGGCUAGGACCCAAGCCAACAGGUUUCAGUCUAUAUAAAACUCUAAUCUCUAUUGGUAGUACGUAGGAACCCGGGCGAGCCAGAGAUAUUUGCUAUAUGUCGUUGUAAUUAAAUUAAGGCCAAGUUCAAUGACCUUGGCUUCGUCAGAACGAACCCGGCCGGGCGUACUACUUGUGCCAUGAACACUUUUGUUGGUUGUUGUGUGUACCCGAGCAAACCAAUUUAACGAUGUACUAAUACUAUUAGACCAA